This is a messenger RNA of Dermatophagoides pteronyssinus (European house dust mite), 2301 nucleotides long. RefSeq lists its product as uncharacterized. The record is from RefSeq and is a predicted model, not a curated record. NCBI's taxonomy places the organism in Eukaryota, Metazoa, Arthropoda, Arachnida, Sarcoptiformes, Pyroglyphidae.
UAUUCAAAUGAAUCAUCAUUUAUAAUCGUGUAAAGAUAUUCUCAAUAAAUAAUCCAAAAUAAAAUAAAUGAAAAUGACUACAUUCACGACAAAAAAUCAAUCACGAAAACGAUGGUAUCGCAUAAUCGGAGCUGUUAUCGUUAUAAUAAUUCUAGUCACGUUAAUCAUAUUAUCUCGACGUGAUCGUAACAAUGUGUCAAAUUCAAAUGGUUCGUCAUCAUCAUCAUCAUCAUCAAUAUUCUCAAAUAGUCAACGUGAUCCGUCAAGGAGUAAAACCGACGGCAAACGACGUCAAUAUUAUAGUGAUGAAAUGAUCGAAUAUGAACCUUUGAUUCAAUUGCCGGGCAUUCAAAUCAAAGGUCAAGUUCGUACUGUUGCCAAUGGUAAAUUAGUAGCCAGUUAUUUAUCCAUUCCAUAUGCAGAACCUCCAGUUGAUCAACGACGAUUUAGACCUCCACAAUUAAAACAAUUCAAUAAAAAUCUAACAUUGGACGCAUUUUAUCAACCAAUCAAAUGUUAUCAGAGUACUUUUGUGCUAAGUAUCACCGAAGUCAAAGGCUUGGGAGAUGAAACUAAAGAAGAUUGCCUAUUUCUAAAUAUAUGGACACCGUUCAAAGAAGAUGGUCAAAAUAAUAAAACGGCCAAAAAAACUGGCAGGCCAGUUUUGGUCUUUAUUCAUGGUGGUAUAUUUCAAUUCGGCGGCAUUGGAUCGCCAGAAUUAGAUCCUUCAGUGUUGGUAGCAGAAAAAGAUAUUAUUGUGAUCACUAUGCAAUAUCGAUUGGGAGUGUUCGGAUUCGGAUCAUCCGUUGCCAAUGAAAAAAAUGAAAAUUUUCGCAGCCUUGGACUGCAAGAUCAGGCUAAAGCAUUAGAAUGGAUACAAAAAUAUAUCAAAUCAUUUGGUGGCGAUCCAAAUCAAGUGACCGUUGUUGGUCAUGGUGCUGGUGCUAUAUCACUUGGAUUCCAUUUGAUGCAUAAAGAUACCAAUAAAUAUUUUCAACGUGCAGUUCUUCAAGGAGUUCAGGGAAUCUGGAACAUCGGUAUCUAUGGCAUGAAUACUAAAAGUGUUCCAUUUUUGAUGGAAGAUUCAAAUUGUGAUGAUGAAACUGUUUCGGCACGCGAUAUUAGAGCGUGUAUGGAAAAAAGUCGUAUACAAUCGAUCGUAUUCAUGGAAGGUCAACAAUAUUUAAUAGAUAAAUUUGCCAUACCAUUCGUACCGGAUUAUAAUCCAUUAACUAAACAGAUUUGGGAUCAGGCCAAAAAUAUGGUUUCCGAAUCACGUUUUAAUGAUUCAUUAUUGGAAACAAUGUUCAACAAAUGGAACAUCUACUCUCCUGAUCAUGAAAUAUUGCUCGGUCUCAAUUCAGAUGAUGACUAUCAAUUCGAAAAAUAUAAUAAAAUUACCACAUAUAUACGUUUCGGUGAUUCAAGUGAAGAUGAUUAUGAAUAUGAUGGUGAAACUGGUGGCAAUAAUAGUGAAGAAGAAGCUGAAGAAUCAAACGAAGACGAUGAAAAGAAACCAUCAAACAAUACAAACGAUAAUAACAAAGAUGAUGAUAAUGAUAGUAAAGAAGAAGAAGACGACGAAACAAGCAAUACAAGUGCUAACAAUAAGAACAAAGAAAUGGACGAAAAGUCAUCAUCAUCAACAACAACAACAACGACAGAGUCCAAUUCGAAAAUCGAUAGUAGCAACGAAGAAGCUGAAGAAAGUAAUGAUGGUGAUUAUGAAACUGAAGAAGAAGAAGAAAGACGACGUCGUCGUCGCCGUCGAAGUCAUAAACGUCCACAACGGCAAACACUUGAGCAAUCGAAUUUUGAUAAAGAUGAAAUGGUUAAAUUAUGUCGACUAGUCAAAAUGUAUCAUGUACAACAGGAACAAAAUAGUGCUGAAGGGGUUAGCCCGAAGGUCUCAAUCUAUCGUGUUGAUCCAAAAGUUUUGGUCAAUCUUCUUGAAGAGAUAAGCAUUGCUUUUGGUGUGAAAACUAAUCAUUGGUUGAAAGGAUUGGAAAAAUAUACAAUGAAUAUUUGGAGCUCAUUUGCUACCAACGGAUUGGAUGGCUUACGAAUGUCUGAAUCGGAAAUAUCAACAUAUGACUCGAAAAUAGGCUCAACGAAUGGACCGGUAAAUAUAAUAAACAUUGGACAAGCCAAAGACGAUGAAAAUGGUGGACAGAUUUCUAUAAGGACAUUCGAUUGGAAACAAUUGUGUCCAAUACAAAUGUAUUGAGAAUAAUCGAAUUAAAUAAUCUAUAAUAUGAUAGAGCCAUCAUCAUCAUCAUCAUUUUCAUCUGAAAAACUAAA